AAAAGUCUUGGAACAUGAUACUACUUCACUCCCUUUAUUUAAAUAGAUGGAGUUGAGACUGUAUGAUCAUCAGACAAAAAUGGCCUCUUCACCAUCGACUCCAGUGAUGAAAGAAGACGGAGAGUGUAGAAACUGGUCGGAGCUUCCGUAUGAAUUAAUGGCAUCGAUACUGAGCAGGCUCGACACCUUUGACAUAUUGGAAAACGCUCAGAAAGUGUGUACAUCAUGGCAUCGCGUCUGCAAAGACCCUGCCAUGUGGCGGAAGAUUGACUUUCGUUACUUUGGAGAUAAGAAGUACAACCUAGAGAUCAUGUGCCGUCACGCAGUCGAUCUUAGCCAGGGAGGCUUGCUUGAGAUUGACAUUUCGUGUUUCGGUACUGAUUCUCUCCUCAACUACAUCGCCGAUAGGUCAAGUAACCUGAGAAGUCUUGAACUUGCAUUAAUCUCGGUAACAACUGAGGGACUUGCAGAAGCCAUUGGGAAGCUUCCAUCGCUUGAAGAACUCAAGAUCACAGAAUUCGCUAUGUGGGGAGGUUAUCUGAAAGUUGUAGGCCAGUCUUGUCCUAAACUGAAGACAUUGAAUUUAAACUGCAUUAGAAUUGGAUUCGAUCCUCCUUUUUACGUGAGUGACGAUGAUGCCCUAGCUAUAGCUGAAACAAUGCAUGGACUUCGCUUCCUCCAACUUUUUUCAAAUGGUUUAACAGAUGCUGGUUUAAAAGCCAUUCUUGAUAAUUGUCCUGAUCUUGAACAUCUUGAUCUAAAUCAUUGUUUCAAUGUUAACUUUUCCGGAGAUCUGGAGAAGCGCUGUUCUGAGAGGAUCAAAGUUUUGGUACGACCUGGUAGUCCGAGAAUUUUUGAUUUUUCUAUAUUUGAGGACUCCGUCACGCUAGAUAGUGAUCAUGACCUGUAAUUUAGCAGGUGAUAGUGACUAUUGUGACAACGAUCUGUAUGAGAUUUAAGA
This is a messenger RNA of Brassica rapa (field mustard), 961 nucleotides long. Its product is annotated as F-box protein SKIP19. Gene Ontology annotation, molecular function: protein binding. The record is from RefSeq and is a predicted model, not a curated record. NCBI's taxonomy places the organism in Eukaryota, Viridiplantae, Streptophyta, Magnoliopsida, Brassicales, Brassicaceae.